AUGAGCAGCAAGGAGUCGACGGUGGGCCUGUCCAGCCAGUACGUGGGGCCCUACCGGCUGGAGAAGACCCUCGGGAAGGGCCAGACAGGACUGGUGAAGCUGGGCGUCCACUGUAUCACGGGACAGAAAGUGGCCAUAAAGAUUGUGAACAGGGAGAAACUCUCUGAAUCGGUUCUCAUGAAGGUGGAGAGAGAAAUAGCUAUUCUUAAACUAAUAGAGCAUCCUCACGUUCUGAAGCUGCACGAUGUCUAUGAGAAUAACAAAUACCUGUACCUGGUGCUGGAACAUGUGUCCGGAGGAGAGUUGUUCGACUACCUGGUGAAAAAGGGACGGUUGACGCCCAAGGAGGCCAGAAAGUUCUUCAGACAAAUCAUCUCCGCCCUCGACUUCUGCCACAACCACUCCAUAUGCCACAGAGACCUGAAGCCAGAGAAUCUUCUCCUGGACGAGAAGAACAACAUCAGGAUCGCAGACUUCGGCAUGGCGUCGCUACAGGUCGGGGACAGUCUACUGGAAACCAGCUGCGGGUCCCCUCAUUACGCCUGUCCAGAGGUCAUACGGGGGGAGAAGUACGACGGUCGCAGGGCCGAUGUCUGGAGCUGUGGAGUCAUCCUCUUUGCUCUUCUUGUGGGUGCUUUGCCCUUUGACCACGACAACCUGCGGCAGCUCCUGGAGAAGGUGAAGAGCGGAGUGUUCCACAUGCCUCACUUCAUUCCUCCGGACUGCCAGGCCCUGCUCAAGGGAAUGAUAGAAGUCAACCCGGACAAGAGGCUCACGCUAGAAGCAAUACAGAAACACGCCUGGUACCAGAGCGGCCGUAACGAGCCGUGUCCGGAGCAGCCGGCGCCGCGACGCGUGUGCGUGAAGAGGAUCCUGUCCCUCACGGACCUGGACCCCGACGUGCUGGAGAGCAUGUACUCGCUCGGCUGCUUCCGGGACCGGGUCAAACUCACACAGGACCUUACAAGUGAGGAGGAGAACCAGGAGAAGAUGAUCUACUACCUCCUGUUCGACCGGAAGGAGCGAUACCCCAGCUGUGAGGACGAGGACCUGCCGCCCAGGAAUGACCUCGACCCUCCCAGGAAGCGCGUGGACUCGCCCAUGUUGACUCGUCACGGCCGCUGUCGUCCCGAGAGGAAGAGCCUGGAAGUCCUCAGUGUCACGGACCAGGGGUCUCCCACCCCACCUCGCAGGGCUCUGGACACGAGCGCACACAGCCAGAGGUCUCGUUCAGUCAGCGGAGCGUCCACUGGUCUGUCCUCCAGUCCCCUCAGCAGCCCCAGGAGUCCGGUCUUCACUUUCAGCCAAUCAGAAGUCACCUCCACUUCCGCUCCCUCCUCCAAAGACCCCAAACCAGGAAGUGCCGCCACCAGCGCUCGGCCCACCCGCCCGGCGCCUGACCCCAAAACCAUGACCCUGCCCUCAAAGGGCCCCACUGAACGGCACCAGCUUCACUCCAUGAAGUCCCUCCCUCUCCAGACUCCACGCUCCCCCUCCCCGUCUCCGUCCCCGCUCCUGUCCCCCAUCCCACGCUUCUUCAACUUCCCCUCGCCGUCUGUCUUCAAGUCCAAGAACUCCCAGUCGUCCUCUAACUCCUCUGCCACCCCUCCCCCUGUUUCACAGGUCACGCCUCAGGGCUCGCCGCUGCCCACCCCGCUGGGCACGCCCGUGCACCAAAUCCAACACCCUUCCUCCACCACCCCUCCCUCUUCCUCCUCCUCGUCUUCUUCUUCCAGAGCCGACGGAGGCGGCGGGGGGGCCUCCCUGUCGCUGACCCCGCCCUCCAGUCCGGGCGGCAGCGGCGGCAUGGCCGCCUCAAGCUCCGCCCACUGGAGAACAAGGCUCAACUCGUUCAAGAACAACCUGCUGGGCUCGCCGCGCUUCCAUCGGCGCAAAAUGCAAGUCCCCACAUCCGAGGACAUGUCCAGUUUGACUCCAGAGUCCAGUCCAGAACUGGCCAAGAGGUCGUGGUUCGGUAACUUCAUCAGCCUGGAGAAGGAGGAGCAGAUCUUUGUGAUGAUCAGAGACAAGCCGCUCAGCUCCAUCAAGGCUGACAUCGUCCACGCCUUCCUCUCGAUCCCGUCCCUCAGCCACAGCGUGGUGUCUCAGAACAGUUUCCGGGCAGAGUACAAGUCCUCCGGCGGCCCCUCUGUCUUCCAGAAACCUGUCAAGUUCCAGGUGGACAUUGCUUUCUCAGAAGGAGAGAGGGAGCGAGAGAGGGAGCGAGCCGAGAGGGAAGGAAGGAGACAGAUGGGAAUCUACAGCGUCACCUUCACGCUAGUAACAGGUCCCAGUCGCAGAUUCAAAAGAGUUGUGGAAACCAUUCAGGCUCAGCUGCUGAGUACUCACGAUCAGCCGUCUGUGCAGGCACUGGCUGAUGAGAAGAACGGUCAGCUGACUCGCCAGCCCAGCACUCCCUCGCGUCAAAACUCCCGGCGUUCCGAAAGUGGAUCGGACCGGGAGCGGGGGGGGCAGGGGGAGCGGGGGGAGCGGGGGGAGCGCCCGGCGGACGGAGGAACCGGAAGUGGGAGCAGCAGUAGCACCGUCUUACAAAGGCGAGGGUCAGGGAAAGACAAGACCAGACUCCUCUCGUCGUCCAAUGGGACGCAGUCUCAUCCCUGAGAAGAAUGUUGUGGAGGAGAGGCCUUCCUCUCUUCCUUCCCUCUGUCCUUCCCACCUUGUUUCCUUUCCUGUUUCCUUACUUUCUGCCUUUGCCUCCUGCCGGUACCCUCGAGCAAAGGGAUGGAGGCGGGGGAGUUUUUCCUUGGAGCUGAUCGAAGGAUGUGAUGGAGAAUUCUCCACAAGAGGCUGGUUUCAGCAGACAUGUAAAUCUGUGGGGGGGGGCGGGUCGAUCCCUCGUCGGUUCAGUUCCACCUCACCAGAGAAACACAGGAAGCGUCACAGCCAGAGAAAGGCGUAGCUCACCCACUCCAGCCAAUCAAGAAGCACAUGGCCUUCCCGCUGACCAAUCACACGCAGCACGUGGUUCAGAUGGAACAGGAAACCUCCCACCUGUCAGUCAAAGUGCUGAUUAUCUCCAGAUCAUCACCUGGAUCCUCACGUCUCCCCGACACCACCUGACCCAACAUGAACCUGCUCCUCUCUCCUCCUCCAGGCAAAUCGUUUCUCAAGCAAGGCACCGAGACGAGGACGCCCCCCUGAGGACGGAGCUGGAACUACAGAACGAGUCGAAACACGAAUAACUAGCGACCUGACCGAGUUAGUCUGAGAGCAGAGCAAAUCAAAGAAAUGACAGAAAAUGUAAUGGUCUGUGUAACGUAGCCCUAAAGGUGAAAUUCACAACUUUUCCUUCGAGUGUAUGAGAAACAUUAAAUCCCACAAUUAUUUCUGGAUUACACUGAUAAAGCUAUGAUACCGUGUUGCCUUUUAACGGAGGAGAAAAAGUGGAUAGGUAGUUAGAUUUAGUCCCAUUUUCAGGACACUGUAGUCACACCACAGGUAGAAUCUCUCACAAGUUAAAACUCCAACACAAAACUGAGAAUAGACACAAGUGAGCGAGAGCCUCUUGAGCGAACGCAGCGAUGAUGAAGGUGUGAGGAAGAGGAGAGGAUUUACUCCGUCUUAAUCGAUACGUCAUAUGUUCAUUGAAAGAGUUCUUGUUCUCUUUUCCUGCUGUGAAGAAAAACCUUACAAACGCAAAUCCACGAAAAGACACACAACUCGUCCAUCAUCAUCAAUUCAGAGACGUUAAGUUCGGAAACACUAACGGUAUCAAUUUAGUUUGAAAACUCUUGGAAUUACAAAAGCGUAAAAACUUAAAAACGCAAAUUUACAGAAAAUGAUUAAACCUGCAAUAUGAUUGUUGGCCACUGGGAGGCAGCGGAAACUUGACAUCUGCUUUUCAUUCACCUUGAACUUGAACUUGUUAGUUAACCAAUGCUAGAA
Molecule: messenger RNA, 3906 nt
Organism: Pleuronectes platessa (European plaice)
Lineage: Eukaryota; Metazoa; Chordata; Actinopteri; Pleuronectiformes; Pleuronectidae
Product: serine/threonine-protein kinase BRSK1
Exons: 20
Coding region: 1-2622 (873 amino acids)
Biological process (GO): protein phosphorylation; intracellular signal transduction; microtubule cytoskeleton organization
Cellular component (GO): cytoplasm
Molecular function (GO): protein serine/threonine kinase activity; tau-protein kinase activity; ATP binding
Source: RefSeq, a predicted model, not a curated record